Messenger RNA from Anopheles maculipalpis, 3087 nucleotides. RefSeq names its product unextended protein (gene uex). Bases 52 to 3087 code for a protein of 1011 amino acids. Gene Ontology annotation, biological process: magnesium ion homeostasis; transport. The record is from RefSeq and is a predicted model, not a curated record. Gene Ontology annotation, molecular function: transmembrane transporter activity. The transcript has 12 exons. NCBI's taxonomy places the organism in Eukaryota, Metazoa, Arthropoda, Insecta, Diptera, Culicidae. Gene Ontology annotation, cellular component: plasma membrane.
UACACGCGCGCGCAUCGGUAGAGCACGCGACGCUCAACCCUCGCAGAGAGCAUGGCCCGGACGGGAAGAUGGGAAAUGUUAAAAAUAAUUGCACACCUUACGAUCGUUCUACUGUUGUGCGACACCUGGUGUUCGGUCGAGUGUAUGGUAAUCCCGGGCGGCUUCAACCCGGCUCGGCAUGCAGCCCCGGAAAUGCAACGAAAUGAUGACAUCGUCAUCCCGCGCGUUGCGGUAGUCAGGGCGAUGUCCGACACUACUGCGAAGAAAUUGAUGCUCUACACCGAGGUCAAUGCUGGACGCACGUUUAUCGUCGAUCGACGCCGGAUGACGUGCCACGAGCAGGUGCACGUGUACGAGUCCUUACAGCCGCUAGAUGCGCAGGCUGUGUCGAAGAAGGACGAGGAGUACUUAAGAAACGCAAACAUUUUGUGCUGGUCUGCCGAGGGAUCACCUGUGGAGGUCUACAUGAAGCGCGGAGCUGACGAGCAAGAGAGUCAUGCAAACGAACUGAUCGACCCCGCAGCUCAAAUGAAAAUGUCGAAUGUGCGCAAUAAACGCAACAUUAAACUGGAGGCGAUUAAACGAAAUGAUUCCGGCACUGAACGAAACAGGAUAUGCAACGAUAUGCAACUGCGCAUCGAAGGGUUUCGGAUCGAGCAAGCAGAAGUAACACCCGAAAUGGUAGAAAAUGGUGUGACCUCGGUGCGCGUGAAUUCACCAGUUACGUUACGCCUGUUCGGAACGGGGAUAAGAAACGAUACCGUUAUCAUAUUCACGCACGAACCCUCCCGCUACCUUGGUUCGUGUCAAGUGCCGGUUACGGAAAAGUUUCGCGUGAAGGAGGCGGAAGCUAGCGGUAGAAGCGGACUGGUAGACAUUGAGCUACCGGAAGUGAUCAAGCAAAAGAAGUACUUCUACAUAUGCGCCAAACACGAAAGCACUGACCCGUCGGAAGGAUCGGAAGAAACAGAAAAGGAAGCUGUCAAAGAUACGCCCUUCCUUCAUCAGGGAGUGGAUUCGUGGAUGCGUUUGACGAGUCACAAACCGAUGCUACCGCUCUGGGUGUCGAUCGGCAUCAUAUGGGUUUGUCUUAUGUUUUCGGCGCUCUUCUCCGGGCUCAAUUUAGGUCUGAUGUCCUUGGAUCGAACCGAUUUGAAGAUCCUAUGCAACACGGGCAGCGACACAGAGAAGAAAUACGCUCAUGCAAUCAAACCGAUACGCGAUCACGGCAACUUUUUGCUGUGCAGCAUCCUGCUCGGCAACGUGCUAGUCAACUCGACCUUUACCAUUCUACUGGACGGCCUAACUUCUGGGUUGUUUGCGGUCAUUGGGUCCACGGUUGCAAUUGUGAUUUUUGGUGAAAUCAUUCCGCAGGCCAUUUGCUCGCGUCACGGACUAGCCGUCGGGGCUAGAACGAUCUUUAUCACAAAGGGGGUAAUGGUCAUUACUGCCCCACUGUCAUACCCUAUCUCAAAGAUACUGGAUUGGGUUUUGGGCGAAGAAAUCGGAAAUUUCUACGAUCGCGAACGUCUUAAAGAGUUGGUUAAGGUUACAAACGACGUAAACGAUUUGGAUAAGGAUGAAGUAAAAGUGAUUGCCGGUGUGCUCGAGCUGCGCAAGAAAACGGUAAAGGAAGUGAUGACACGCCUGGAGGAUGCGUACAUGCUUCCAAUUGAUGCGGUACUAGAUUUCGCAACGAUCGCCAAAAUCAUGGAGUCAGGAUUUUCUCGUAUACCUGUGCAUGAAGCAGAUGAGCGCACAGCCAUUAUUGCUAUUUUACACAUCAAGGAUCUGGCGUUCAUCGAUCCGGACGAUAAUGUGCCCGUACGCCGAAUGUGCGAGUUUUACCAGAAUUCGCUACACUUCGUGUUCUACGAUCAGACGCUAGACGUAAUGUUUAAGGAGUUCAAGUCGGGCACAUUUGGGCAUAUGGCGUUCGUGCAAGCGGUAAAUUCGGAUGGUGACGGGGAUCCCUUCUACGAAACGCUCGGUCUUAUCACACUCGAGGAUGUUAUAGAGGAGUUGAUUCAGGCGGAAAUUGUUGACGAAACGGACGUUUUCACCGACAACAGAAGCAAGAUUCGACGCGAGUGUAUCAAGCGGACGGACAUUCCCACGUUCGUGGAUCGUCCCACCGAUACGGACGUGCCACGUUUGCGCAUUGGGCCGCAAUUGAUAUUUGCUACGUAUCAGUACAUAUCGACUGCGGUAUCGGCGUUUAAAAGUGAUUACAUCUCGGAAUCGGUGCUGCGACGCUUGCUGAAUCAAAAUAUUUUCCAUCAAAUCAAGAUCAAGAGCAAAGAUCGUAAUGAGCGCAUUAAAAUCAUUAACUGCGGUACUCCAAUAGAUUAUUUUGUACUGAUACUAGAGGGACGGGUGGAGGUGACCGUUGGCAAGGAAGAUCUACUAUUUGAGAGUGGCCCUUUCACUCACUUUGGACUGCAAGCGAUUGUGCUAAAUGCAGGUGGCGAUAACGCGGCCAACACACCGCAGCAAAUAUUGGGAUCGCUAGAGUCUGUUGCCCAGGAUACCGCGUUGCGAAAUCAAUUCAUUCCGGACUACACGGUGAAAGCGAUCACGGAUGUGGUGUAUAUGCAGAUUUCCCGCAUCCUCUAUCUGGCGGCCAAGCGUGCCACACUGCUGGAACGUUCGCAAAAGCUGGGCGACCAAUCGAUGGACCCGAUCGAUCCAGAGGUGGAACAGCUGAUGCAUUCGCUCGAUAAAGGUGACCAGAACAGUAUAACACCGGACGCCACAAACCUGACCGUCAAUUCCGGCGCAAAGGCUAGCAAAUCGUCUAGCAACGUUGCCUCGCCCACGGCUUUAAAUGAGCAUCGACCAGCUACGCAAGAGACAUGGCUAUCGCUAUGGACCCCGGAGCAGAUCCCAGCAGUAUCCCGCUGCUGCCAAAGCCAUAACCCUCGGUGUACCUCAUUGUACUGUACUACCAUCCUACCGUGUACAGUACCGUCAGCGCAUCCGCCCAUGCAUGAACUCCAGCAUCAACUUCAUCAUCACCACCACACGAACCACCACUCGGUCGAUGUCGAUUGGAGUUUAUCGCCCGACUGUUGGAUGUCAUGCUAG